AUGGGCCGCAGGCGCUACCCUUGGCUCGGGCUGCUGCUCGGGGCCGCCGGCACCGGGUACCUCCUCUGCUGGUUCUCGGGAGCUUGGGGAAGUCAGAGCUCCGAGCCUGAGCGGCCCGCGGCCUGCACACGCCCUCUGGCCGCGGCCCUGCAGCAGCACUCACGCUUCCAGCAGCUCUUCAAUCUCUCCAGCCCGGUGCUGCUGUGGGGCGGCCUUCUCACCCCGGGGCUCUGGGCCGACGUGAGCCAGCUCCGAGGCCCCUACGGCUGGCGCAGCGUCUCUCUGCAAGCCAUCGCCUCCACCCUGCGCCUUCUGAAUGGCUCGGAGGGCGCGGAGCUGUGGGCUGCGUCCAAAAGGCCGCCCUGCGUUCGGUGUGCCGUGGUUGCCAACGGGGGCAUCCUGAAGGGCUCCCGCCAGGGCCGCCACAUCGACGCCCACGACUACGUCUUCAGAGUCAAUGGUGCUGUGAUCAGAGGCUUCGAGAAGGACGUGGGCACCAAGACCUCCUUCUACUGCUUCACGGUGAACACGAUGAAGAACUCCCUCAGCAACUACUGGGACCAGGGCUUCCGCUCCGUGCCUAAAGGACGAGACGUGCGCUAUAUCUUCAUCCCUGCGAGCAUCCGGGACUACUUGAUGCUGCGAUCUGCCAUUUUGGGUGUGCCUGUCCCGGAGGGUCCGGACAAAGGCGAUGUGCCUCAGGCCUAUUUUGGACCAGGUGCCGCCGCAGGUAAAUUCAAGCUACUACAUCCAAACUUCAUCCACUACCUGAUAGAGAGGUUUUUGAAUUCGAGCCGUAUUAACAGAGGCGCUAAAGACAUAUACAUGCCUAGUACUGGGGCCCUCGUCCUGCUGACGGCUUUGCAUACUUGUGACGAGGUUAGUGCCUAUGGAUUUAUCACAGAAAAUUACCGGGAAUUUUCUAAUCACUAUUUUGACAAAAAAAAGAAGCCACUGAAGUUUUAUGCAAACCAUGAUCUGCAUCUUGAGGCCACUCUGUGGAAGGACUUGCAUCAGGCUGGCAUCAUGCAGCUGUACCAGCGCUGACCCCGACCUCCAUGAGCCCUUCACUUCUUGCAAAGCCUUGGCUCUCAUCCUCUCAGGGGCCAAAACUUUUUCUUUUUUUUAAAUCACCUCCACUCUACCUCCCCCCUCUUCCCAAAAGGGGAUAGGAAAGGUAGGUUCACAACUCUUAGCAAAGUGAUACAAUGGAUUUUGCGUCUGACUCUUCCAAGACAACUCCC
This is a messenger RNA of Phyllostomus hastatus (greater spear-nosed bat), 1244 nucleotides long. Its product is annotated as alpha-N-acetylgalactosaminide alpha-2,6-sialyltransferase 2-like. The transcript has a single exon. Lineage: Eukaryota; Metazoa; Chordata; Mammalia; Chiroptera; Phyllostomidae. Gene Ontology annotation, molecular function: sialyltransferase activity. The record is from RefSeq and is a predicted model, not a curated record. The coding region runs from base 1 to 1047 and encodes 348 amino acids.